AUGACCAACUCUAAAGGUCUCAGACGCGGAACGCGUUAUAUGUUCGCUCGCGACUUCCGCAAGCACGGAGUUGAACAUCUUUCCACCUACUACACCCAGUACAAGCGUGGAGAUCUUGUCGAUAUCGUCACAAAUGGAGCCUUCCAGAAGGGUAUGCCAUUCAAGGCUUAUCACGGAAGAACCGGAAGGAUUUUCAAUGUCACCAAGAGUGCUGUUGGUAUCAUUGUGAACAAAAGAGUCAGGGGAAAUAUUCUUCCAAAAAGAAUUAACAUCCGCGUUGAGCACAUCAAGCCAUCCAAGUGCCGACUCGAUUUCUUGGCCCGCGUCAAGUCGAAUGAUGAGAAAAGAAAGGCCGCCAAAGCUGCGAAACAACCAGUUCCAGCUUUGAAGAGACUUCCAGUCGAACCACGUGCUGCUCACACCGUCACUACCAAGGACAACGCCCCAGAACUUCUCGCACCCCUUCGUUUCGAAAUCUUGGCAUGA
Caenorhabditis bovis is the source of this 486-nucleotide messenger RNA. NCBI's taxonomy places the organism in Eukaryota, Metazoa, Nematoda, Chromadorea, Rhabditida, Rhabditidae. The record is from the annotation of a GenBank genome assembly.